Messenger RNA from Haliotis rufescens (red abalone), 2631 nucleotides. RefSeq names its product stimulated by retinoic acid gene 6 protein-like. Gene Ontology annotation, cellular component: plasma membrane. Gene Ontology annotation, molecular function: retinol transmembrane transporter activity; signaling receptor activity. NCBI's taxonomy places the organism in Eukaryota, Metazoa, Mollusca, Gastropoda, Lepetellida, Haliotidae. Gene Ontology annotation, biological process: vitamin A import into cell. Bases 1 to 2223 code for a protein of 740 amino acids. The record is from RefSeq and is a predicted model, not a curated record. The transcript has 18 exons.
AUGAGAUCGGUUGCGGGACCUGUCCGGAGAUGUGGCUGGCCAGGACAGUAUCGUGCCACCUUGCUGCCUCAGACAGUCGACUGCAACACGAGCUCUGUGAGGACCUGCGUUGUCAUCCUGGAAACGCGCUGGGAAAUGGUCGACAAUCUGUUUACUCUCCUGGAGAGUGAUGAGGUCAAAGGCACGCAGGUCAACAGGACAGCAUGCGCCUACAAAGUGGACCACUUCAGGUUCUAUCAGGUGACGAUUAUCCCAGCUGUACUGAUCAGUCUGGCCUUCUCCAUGCUGAAGACGAGAAGACGGAAGUUUGUGGACUUUCUCUGUGGCCGACCAGCCCUGGUUCACCCCAUGGACGCUCUGACGACAUCUGGCAGAAUUUCCUACGUCGCCGCAUUUGGAGCAACCACGUUCCUUACAUAUGAGGUUAUCUUUGAACAAAAGUUUGCCUUCAGAUACGAUGGACCUCUCGCCUUGAAAACACUGAUCGUGAUAGUUUCUAUGAUAUGGUACGGCAUUGUCUACUUUCCUGUCUUCGCUUCACUGGCUAUUAAGUCCAUCUUCAGCUACGGCCUUGGGGCUUUAUACGUGUGGGUCAUCACCGCCAUAGAGUUCUACAAAGUGUUUGAGUGUGACGUCAGAUGGGAAGCUCGAAUGUUGUUAGUGGGCCGAAACCUGCCGUACUUCCUCUGUCUGACCUAUCUCAGCGUCAGCUUGCCAAUCAGGUUUGCCUAUGCUCUGAAAACUAAGAAGUAUUUCGUGGCGGAGGAAUCCGAUCUUGAUGUUCCCCAGACUCUGAGUUACAUCCGGGACUCUUACCAGGGGGUGCACGUCCGGAAACUCUUCAAGAAACCCGCACCUAAACCCCCUCCACCGGAAGCAAUCAAAGACAAAAUCAAAGCCGGGCUCCUUGCUGCCAUACACGGGGUACUCUAUAAAAAUGAAAAAGGGUUCCGGUAUUCGACCCGUAUCCUGUCUGUUCUCAUGAUCGGCGUGUUUCUCCUGUACGUGAUCACCUUUGAGCUCUUGGGGAUUUUCGUGACGUUUUAUGACAAAUGCCUUAAAGCCUAUGACCUCAAGCCAGUAGAAGACGACCGUUUUGAUCCGAGCGAUCUCAAGACUUGGGUGACGGCAUUGACACAGAGUUUGAUCGUAUCGACGGUCCUAGCGGUGGCAAUCGGGCUGUUGAUGAUCCUACAUAUACUCUCCUCCUACAGAACCAAUCUGCUGGCGUUAUAUCGAGGUGAUCACAGCCACAUCCCCCCAAGGGAGGAGAGGAGUAACGCCAGCCUCAUGCUGGGAUGUAUGCGGUUUGCCGGGUACCAGGUGGGAUACAUCGCAUGGGGGUUUGUCAUCCAGUUUUUCGCCCUCGUUCCCCUUUCAGUGCUAACAAUCAUCAUCGCUUGGGGCGGGAUGUGGAGUUGGCUCGUUAACUACGUGUUGCAGCUGUGGCCGAUUGUUGUGUGGACAGUAGUGCUGAACGUCCUCCAACUACUCUUGGCUAAGUUCCUCUUUCUACAACAACGCGGGAAUACGCUGUAUAUAGACAACAGGCGGUUCUUCUUCAUCUUCACGUACUUCAUGUUCUUCUUCAACAUCUUCCUCGGCCUCGUGUCCUGCCUCAUGAGGAUCAUCAAGGCCAUCGUCCUGGGGGCCUUGUUCAUGCCACGCCUCGACCACAGCACCUUGUCCCAGAGAUUCCAGUUCUUCGAUCCUGGUUUCGCGGCGUAUGUAGGCUACAUGCACGUGGAGAACCAACACACACACCCGGUGAUGAUUGUAUUCAUCCGCCUCAUGUUGAUGAACCUGCACUUCCGGAAUCUGGGCGAGAGUAAAUCCGUUGACCUGAAUGGUUCCAUGGGAGCAGGUGAUGAGGAAGACAGCAUCCAGGGCAUCAGUAUACAAAUGAAAGGACACGAAGCCGAAUUGGAGGCGGCACAAGAAACCAAACGCCGUAAAUAUAAAGCCACCUUCAACUGGGCCGUGUUCUACACCCUCAUCAACAACCCCCAGAUCAGGGUGUACCGGAAGGGCUACAUCCAGAGCAGGAUAAAGGCAGUGGAGGAGGGGAGACGGAUCCAAGACAGUGAUCUCCCAGUGGUCGAUCUCUCCAGACUCGACACCUCGACUGACACCGACGACAACAGCAACGACGAGAACUGUACAGACGACAUGCACGACGUCAAAGCAAAACGGAUAAAUCAUGAAACUGAAACCUUAGUGUGACAAAAAGAAAGUAUUUUUCACGAGAUUACUUCGUUUUUACACACAACACGUGUUUUUGACAAUUCUGCCAAAAACAUGUUAAAGUUAAAACCUAUUUCAAGACUUCCAGGAAUGGUCGGAAGGGAUGUUUCGUUUGACUCACUGUGCAAGAUGAACAUAAGGACAUUUAUCACAUGCCUUGUCGUAUGUCGGGGCCUAUAAUAUGAUGAACGAAUGAAUGAAUUUCUAAGAUAUUACAUAGUCAAAUACAUUAUUUAGAUAACUUGACUAUGUACAAUGAAGGCAUGCCAUACAGUGCUAUGAAUACACAAUUUACAAUGUACAAUUUGUGAGCAGUAAGGUAUAUGUGUCUGGUAUAUAUGUAUGAGGCAUUUCUUCAUAUUACAUAAAAAGUGACAGUGUAAUGUA